Molecule: messenger RNA, 4001 nt
Organism: Schistosoma bovis
Lineage: Eukaryota; Metazoa; Platyhelminthes; Trematoda; Strigeidida; Schistosomatidae
Source: the annotation of a GenBank genome assembly
AUGCUAAUAGAAAAAAAAGAGAGUUUAUUCAAGUGUCAUUACCCAAUCGUGAAUGAAUUCCCUUUAGACAAUAUGUAUUUUUCCAAUUCACAUUCCCAAUCAGAAGAAUGCGUUUUAUUAGAAAAUGACUAUAUGAAUCAAGAUUAUCAUGUAAAUAAUGGGACAAAUAGUAUUAAUACAAACCUCAAUGGAAACAUUAUUAAUGUGAAUGAAUAUUUUCAAAAUAUUAGAAAGAAACGUAAUAAAAGAAAAAAAUAUUUCAAUGUGACUACUGAUUAUGUACCCAUGAAUUCUGAUAGUAGUGAAACGGUGAAUAAUACAAUUCAAAACAACGAAAUUACAAUUACUUGUGAAGGAAUUGAAGUACCUGAAAUUAUUAACACUGGUCUAAUAGGAAAAUAUUUUCCAUUCGGUUUCUGUUAUGAAUUUAAAAAACUUGUUCAAUUGGCUAUACCAAUUACCAUGACAUCUUUGGUAGCCUUUUUAUCUGGCCCUAUGGGUCUUAUAUUCUGUGGUCAACUUGGAAAAACUGCACUUGCUACUGUCGGUUUAGCAAAUUCUGUAUUCAAUGUCGCUGGCUUAGCUGUUAUAACUGGUCUAUUAACGGCAGUUGACACCUUAUUUUCACAGAUAUUUGGCAGUUCAAAUAAAGGAUUAAUGGGCGUUCAUUUACAACGUGCUAUUGUAAUCUCAUUUAUAAUGUGUAUGCCUUGUUGGUCAUUAUAUUUAUGCAUUGAACCUAUACUAUUGGGAUUGAAACAAAAUCCUUUAAUGGCUAAGAAAGCUUCUGAAUAUUUAUUAUUUAUGAUACCAGGAUUGUAUUUUGCUGCAAUAGGUCAGAUUUUAACAAAAUACGUUCAAACUCAAAAUCGUGUAUAUAUUCCUUUGGCAAUCGGGAUUCUAACAAAUUGUUUCAAUGCAUCUCUGCAUUAUAUUCUUCUAUUUGUUUUCAAAAUUGGAAUAAUAGGUUCAGCUAUUUCUCAAUCAUCAGCUUAUUUAUUUCAAUGUGUUUGCUAUCUACCAUAUAUUCUGAUGUUGCAGCAAUCAGGACUAACAUGGAAAGGUUGGACAAAUGAACUAUGGCUUGACUGGGGAAGAUGGUUCAAAUUAGCUAUGCCAGGUGUUCUCAUGAUUACCUUGGAAUGGGUCAUUUUUGAAAUGGGCAGCAUAGUUUCAGGUACACUUGGUGAAAGAGAAUUAGCUACCCAAACAAUUCUUUUCAACAUUGAAUCAAUGUGCUUUACACUGUUACCACUUGGAUUCGGUAUAGCAUCAAGCAUACGUGUUGGUCAAUUUCUUGGUGCUCGCUCUUCAAUCGGACCACGGUCAGUUGUUUCUACAGCUCUUGUAACACUAUGGACAGCUUCUAUUGCCUUUAUUCUAGCUUUGUCCUUAUUGAGAUGGAAAAUUCCAAUGAUUUUCACUUCUGAUCAAGAUGUCAUUGAACUAUCCGCUAAACUAUUGCCAUUGAUUGCUACAUUUCAAAUAUUUGAUGGAACUGUGGGUGUUUGCGGGGGUGCCAUUCGUGGAGCUGGACUACAACUGUUCGGUGCAAUUGUUUGUUUUAUAAGCUUAUAUGUAAUAGGUUCCCCAAUCAGUUUUAGCCUUGUUUACGCUGGUGGUUACGGUUUGGAAGGUAAUUGAGUGUAUUUUUUGCUUUUUAGUUUGUAAAUUGAGAUAGUUAGACUGGUAGUUCAGCUUACAAAUAAAACCACACAAGUUAUUCAAUAUUUAACAUUGUUUUAUUAAAAUCCUGUCUUUGCGUUUGCAAAAAAAAACAGUUGUAGUUUCUUGGAAAAUCCUCUAAAAAAGAAUACUUAAGUCUCUUCAAUGUCACCAUAAGUGAACACAGAAAGAAAGGGUAAAUGAUAUGGGCAAAUUUAAUUUCUGGAACUAACAUAGUGUUAUACAUAAACAACUGAUCGUUCCACUGUGUUAAAGUGAACCAGUAAGCAGAUAGUUAGAGAGUAAACUUAUGUAAAUUGUACUCACUUCCAACGACUCUGCAUAUCAUUCACUGGAUCCAUUACUGUGUGGAACAAAAUAAAUUUUUGACCAACUCAAGUAAUUUCUAUUUAACAAAGAUUUUAUUGUCUGUGACUAUUUUUGUACCACUUGUGAGGUUUGAACGAAUUAAACACUUUAGUUGAUUUGACCAUCUAUUUAAUCGAACUCCAGAAAUUUAUGCUUAUUCUCAUAGUCCACGUUAUGUACUAGUAAAGGAAUAACACAACUAGCCAGAAGUAAUUUAUUCAUACGCCAAGUGAGAUGUCGAUAUAAAAACUCUCCAAAUGUGCACAUCGGGCGUAAAAUCAAUUACUUUCUUAAAAUGUUAAGACUCUUUCUUAACUGAAUUCAUCUAUUAACAAUAGGUUUAUGGGCUGGUAUGACAAUUGGAACCAUUUUCGAAGGUGUUAUUUAUCUUAUAACAUGUCAGCACAUUAAUUGGGAGAAACAGGUUCAGCUAGUAAGUAAAUCUAUUAUUAAUUUAAAAUCACUUUAUUUUGUCUUUGUAAUUACUGGACGUUUGUCGACAAAACCAAACACGCUUUUAAAGAGGAUUUUAGGAAUUAACUAUUUUGAAGACCUUUUUAUAUAAUAGAUCAGCGUCACGAUGGCAAACACUUGUAAUAAAGCCCUCUGUCAUAUCCUGAAACUUAUCUGUAGUUCAUUUCACACUCAAAAUCGAAAAGCCGUAAAUUGAGGCCUUGAUGACCAGCUAUAAUCUGGGAGAGUUAUGAGGUUGAGUUUGAGCAUAUACUUGCAUUUGAUCACAAGAAAAUGUAUUUGACCGAUGGAAGUCAAACACUGUAUUCUGGAAACAUCCAUAGAUCAGCACUUUUUAAAAAGUCUUGACAUUAAAAUUAAGAAUCGUUUAUUUAUUUGUUUGUCAUGUGAUAAUGAACUGCAAUGUCAUGAAUUUUCAGAUAUAAGAUUUCUGUCAGGCAAACAAAAAACUCAAUUGGGUAAAAAAUUAACGGUCCUCUGUAUUUGGUUAAAACAUAUAUACACUUUUCUUUCUUUGCUGUGAGCUAUAUAAAUCUGUAUAGUGGGGUUUGCGUAGAUUAUAGAAUUCAAAUAAUGACAGACCACGGAUCGAGUUUAGCUAAACCAUCAUUGGAAACUUGGAAGCACUGGACAGUUGUCUUGUUCUGGUAUAGAACUUCUCAGUAGUGAGCAUCCAGGAAUCUACCACUGAAAAUCAAAUUCAGGAACUUCAGUCUGGUGCAAACCGUAAUCUCGUAAUUUCAACUAGCCAUUCUGUAUUGUAUUCCAAUAUAUAACUCACUUCAACUUAAUCACAAAAUCUAUUUUUAUUUCCUAAUUGUUUUUUUCGAAAUUCAGGCUAUUGAAAGAACCGAACAAUUAAUACUAGAUGAUGACCAACUGCAAGAAGGAAAUACAAACCAAUUGACUGGAGAAGUUCAACAUUCAAAAAAUAUCAAGUCCUCAUCGAUUAAAGAUGAAUGUGUAAAUGAUGAGGAACAAAUCGAUGUUCAAAAUGAUAAUUCAUUUCAUGAAAGUGUAACAGAAGCAGGAGCAAGCUUGGUAGAUGACUACAAUCCCCCAGCCAAUGAAUUUAGAUCAAAUUCACAAAAGAUACUUUCGAUUCAAUUAGAAAAGGUCAUCGUGUCACGUACUAUAUUAAUUCUAUUAAUGCUAUUUCUACUAAGUUUAGCCAUAAUUAUGAGAGUACUUAAACCAUGGUCAAAAACGUUUGGUGCAUACUGUACAUUUUCUAACGGAACAUUCAUCUCAUUAAAGGAUCGUAAUAUAUUUCUUCGAAAUUCAACAGAAACAAUUUUAGAUGCUGACAAUAUUUUAUUAAAAUCUUACGACCUAAACUGUACAAUAUCUAUCCCCUAGAUAUUUCUUCCAUUAUUUUUAAAGAUGUACAUAUAAAUCAGUAACGUGUAUCACGAAAACCAUUCAUCCUUUUUAAUUUACAUAUUACUAGUAAAUUUGAAGCAUAACAAAUAAUAAUCUCAUUCUUCAUGAAA